Molecule: messenger RNA, 660 nt
Organism: Cordyceps militaris CM01
Lineage: Eukaryota; Fungi; Ascomycota; Sordariomycetes; Hypocreales; Cordycipitaceae
Product: GTP cyclohydrolase I, putative
Exons: 2
Coding region: 1-660 (219 amino acids)
Biological process (GO): tetrahydrofolate biosynthetic process; tetrahydrobiopterin biosynthetic process
Cellular component (GO): cytoplasm
Molecular function (GO): GTP cyclohydrolase I activity; GTP binding; zinc ion binding
Source: RefSeq, a predicted model, not a curated record
AUGGAUGACCUCCACCAGAACCACCAUGACAGUUGCUCCGACGGGCCCCCUCCAACGACCAGUGUAGCCAUGGUCAAGUUUCCUACUUCUCAAGACCAAGACCCAGCAAUUGAAAAAAUUGCGUGCGCUGUGAAGCAAAUUCUGGAGGCCCUGGGCGAAGACGUCGGUCGCGAGGGACUGGAAAAGACGCCAGAGCGCGUCGCCAGAGCCAUGCUCUUCCUCACCGGUGGCUACAAUCUCGACUCAACGGCCAUCCUCCAAAAGGCCAUCUUUAAUGAAGAUCCCAACAGCUUCGUCCUGGUCAAGGACAUUUCCUUUUCGAGUCUAUGCGAACACCACCUCGUUCCCUUUGUUGGCAAGGCCCAUGUUGGGUACAUACCGAACGGAAAAAUUGUCGGCUUGUCCAAGAUCGCGCGAGUGGUCGAGGGCUUUGCGCGCCGACUGCAGGUACAAGAGCGUCUCACGACGCAGGUGGCACAAAGUCUCUUUGACGUGCUGCAGCCGCAUGGCGUGGCCGUGGUGAUGGAGGCAGUGCACUUUUGCAUGGUCAUGCGAGGUGUUGAGAAGACAUCGGCGUCCACUACGACGACUGCCUUCGUAGGGGGGUUUGAGGGCCAUGGACACACUAAAGAAGACUUCUGGCGGGCUCUUGGCAGGUAA